Messenger RNA from Dibothriocephalus latus, 201 nucleotides. Lineage: Eukaryota; Metazoa; Platyhelminthes; Cestoda; Diphyllobothriidea; Diphyllobothriidae. The record is from the annotation of a GenBank genome assembly.
AUGGAUCCGCCUCAAUGCGAAUAUCUGGUCUACGCAUCCACAUCCACCGUGGAAUCUGGCUUGGUUUGGUUUCGUCUCAAAGUCGCGUACAUACUGGAAUCGCCUGAGAAGAACAAUAGCGAAGAUGUUCACAGCAACGUCGAGAAGACUAUUGCCGCGGUAGUCCUCACCCCUUGUCUUAUCUCCCUCCUAGAUAUGUAA